AUGAUAUCUCGAGCGGCGGCUCCCUCGCCUUCCUCAAUCGCCAACCUCUCCUCCCGCUCUCUCCGCGUUCAGGGUUCGGCUGCCCGCUCCUUCGCCACUGUCCAGGACAACGCACCCCCCGUACGGCAUCAUGGCGGCCUGCGGGACCAGGACCGGAUAUUCACGAACCUCUACGGACAUCAUGGCGCUGAUUUGAAGUCGGCAAUGAAGUUUGGAGACUGGCACAGGACUAAGGACAUUGUUUUGAAGGGCCAUGACUGGCUGAUUUCCGAGAUCAAGGCCUCUGGUCUGCGUGGUCGUGGUGGUGCUGGUUUCCCCUCGGGUCUGAAAUAUUCUUUCAUGAACUUCAAAGACUGGGAUAAGGACCCCAGACCCCGAUACCUGGUUGUCAAUGCCGACGAGGGUGAACCGGGCACAUGCAAGGACCGUGAGAUCAUGCGCAAGGAUCCCCACAAGCUGAUUGAGGGUUGUCUCGUUGUCGGUCGUGCGAUGAACGCCAACGCCGCCUACAUUUACAUUCGUGGUGAAUUCUACCACGAAGCAACCGUCCUGCAGCGGGCCAUCAACGAGGCCUACCAGGCUGGUCUCAUCGGCAAGAACGCCUGCGGCACGGGCUACGACUUCGAUGUUUACAUCCACCGCGGAAUGGGUGCCUAUAUCUGUGGCGAGGAGACCUCUCUCAUCGAGUCGAUCGAGGGCAAGGCCGGCAAGCCUCGUCUGAAGCCCCCAUUCCCCGCCGCCGUCGGUCUGUUCGGCUGCCCCAGCACCGUCACCAAUGUUGAGACCGUCGCCGUCUGUCCUACCAUUAUGCGUCGUGGAGCCAGCUGGUUCUCCUCGUUUGGUGCCGAGCGCAACGCUGGUACGAAGCUGUUCUGUAUUUCUGGCCACGUCAACAACCCCUGCACGGUCGAGGAGGAGAUGUCCAUCCCUCUGCGUGAGCUGAUCGACCGUCACUGCGGUGGUGUGCGUGGCGGUUGGGACAACCUCCUCGCCGUCAUCCCCGGCGGUUCCUCCACCCCCGUCAUCCCCAAGUCCGUCUGCGACAACCAGAUCAUGGACUUCGACUCCCUCAAGGACUCCCAGACCGGUCUGGGUACUGCCGCCGUCAUCGUCAUGGACAAGUCCACCGACAUCGUUCGCGCUAUCUCCCGUCUGUCCAAGUUCUACAAGCACGAGAGUUGCGGCCAGUGCACCCCCUGCCGCGAGGGAAGCAAGUGGACCGCACAGAUGAUGGAGCGCAUGGAGAAGGGCCAGGCCCGCGAGCGCGAGAUCGACAUGCUCCAGGAACUCACCAAGCAGGUCGAGGGCCACACCAUCUGCGCCCUGGGCGAGGCCUUCGCCUGGCCCAUCCAGGGUCUCAUCAGACACUUCCGUCCCGAGCUGGAGGCCAGAAUCAAGGAGUACGAGCGCGAGCUGGGAGCGAAGCCCUUCGCUGGUGGCUGGCACCCGAACAGCAGGGCCGAGGGCAAGUUGAUCUCCCCUGGCAUGUAA
Aspergillus thermomutatus is the source of this 1491-nucleotide messenger RNA. It is a transcript of the gene NUO51, whose product is annotated as NADH-quinone oxidoreductase subunit NuoF. The coding region runs from base 1 to 1491 and encodes 496 amino acids. Gene Ontology annotation, molecular function: NAD binding; FMN binding; 4 iron, 4 sulfur cluster binding. The transcript is spliced from 3 exons. The record is from RefSeq and is a predicted model, not a curated record. NCBI's taxonomy places the organism in Eukaryota, Fungi, Ascomycota, Eurotiomycetes, Eurotiales, Aspergillaceae.